Messenger RNA from Nicotiana attenuata, 504 nucleotides. RefSeq names its product craniofacial development protein 2-like. Gene Ontology annotation, biological process: chromatin remodeling. Bases 1 to 504 code for a protein of 167 amino acids. Gene Ontology annotation, cellular component: nucleus. The transcript is spliced from 2 exons. Lineage: Eukaryota; Viridiplantae; Streptophyta; Magnoliopsida; Solanales; Solanaceae. The record is from RefSeq and is a predicted model, not a curated record.
AUGCAGACGGGUAUAAGCUGUGGCUUGGAUGAGAAGGUUAAAAGGCGCUUCUUGGAGGGGUUGGAUAAGAUUGUGCAUAGUAUUCCGCCUGCUGAGAGGUUAUUUAUAGGAGGGGAUUUCAAUGGACGUAUCGGGUCGACUGCUGGUAGCUAUGGCGAGGUGCAUGGCGACUUCGAUUUUGGGGACAGAAUUGGAGGAGGAAUUUCGCGAUUAGAUUUCGCUAAGGCAUUUGAAAUGGUGAUUAUGUACUCUAGUUUUUCGAAGAAGGAGGAGCAUUUGGUUACUUUCCAAAGUACGGUGGCAAAGACUCAAAUUGAUUAUCUCCUCCUCAGGAGGUGUGAUAAAGGGUUGUGCAAGGAUUGCAAGGUUAUCCUAGGCGAGACCCUCGCAACACAACAUAGGCUCUUGGUGAUGGACGUCGGUAUCAUGAUAAGGAGGAAGAAGAGGUCUGUUCGAGGACGAUCGAGGAUCAGGUGGGGAGCCUUGACUAAGGAUAAAGCUUAG